AUGGUGGAAUUGGGCUUUCACACUAGACUCGAUUAUGGCUCUCGGCCCGCAUGGACAAGUGGCUUGGAGCGCGGCACGGCGCAUGCUGGCUUGAAGAAUUUAGGGAACAGCUGCUGGCUCAAUGCCGUGUUGCAAUGUUUUAGGUGGACUCGCUCGCUGCACAAUGCUUUCACUGCUCGGUUGAUGGAUUGCGAAGAAUCGAUUCUGGGAUCGUUGGUGCAAGAUGUUUUGCAGAAGCUUGCAAGCGACGACUGGGACUACGUUGCACCAUUUGCUUUGCUCAAUCAACUGUAUGCAACCUACCAAGGAAGAUUUCGACCUGGUGAGAGCGCAGAUGCAGCAGAAGCCUGUCGCUUGCUGUUAGACCGGUGUGUCUACGGCAGUGAUAUUGUACAUUUACUGCCUACAUCCAUUGCACUCGCUCGGCGCGGCGUCACUCUCACGGAGUUGACGCGUGAGCAUUUUACAACAUGCCGGCCGAGCAGUGAUGUUGUCAUUUUGGAAGUGCCGCCCGUCGAUGGCGGCCGGAUGAAUUGGUCGCAGUUGUUGGUGACACCGCCCGCUGGUGAGGGCAACAACUACCUCUACACCGUUUCCGGCUUUGUGGCGCAUGAAACUGUAGCGCCUGGGCCUGAUGCUCCUGGGGUGCGUGCGGCGGGAGCGCCGCCUGGGACUGCUGCUGCCAUGGCUGUUGGCUCGCACCUUGGGCGCUUUGCGGCGGCGCUGCAGCGCAAGCGUCGAGAAGCCAGUCGCGCUCGUGCAGGUCAGCUCGGGUGGGAGCGUUCUAUUGCUAAUUGCAUCCAAUCGACUCAGACCGCAAAUUUGCCAACGAUGGGUUUCAUUGAUCUGAUCAUCAGAUAA
Molecule: messenger RNA, 861 nt
Organism: Cladocopium goreaui
Lineage: Eukaryota; Dinophyceae; Suessiales; Symbiodiniaceae
Source: the annotation of a GenBank genome assembly